AUGUUAAUACUACUUGAACCCUUUGUACAGUUAGAUGCCGUUUACUUUACUCGCAAAUUUGCCUUCCAUUCUGUGUUUUCUAACUCUAACAAUAAGAUCUGGUGUUUUGCUAAGCUUGGUGUUGACAUCCAGAUUAUUCAGGAUCACACACAAUUUUUGCAUGUUAAGGUCAACUCAGGAGCUCUUCCAGAGGACAUCUUUUGUACUUUCAUCUAUGCCAAGUGUUACAGAACCCCGAGGAGAAUUCUUUGGGAUGAAUUGACACGAAUUUCUCAUCAAACCGUACCAUGGCUCAUAGGAGGAGACUUUAAUGCUAUCUUACUUCCGAAUGAAAACCAAGGCGGAGAUAUGAGAAGAAUUGGUUCCAUGGACGACUUUAAUGAUAUGAUGUUCGACACCGGCUUAAUUGACGCUGGCUUUGAAGGGGAACCAUUUACCUGGACAAACAAUAGAGUUUGGAGGCGACUGGAUAGGGUUCUCUAUUCCAAGGAAUGGACUGAAAGUUUCAAUACCACUAGAGUUUUACAUCUUCCUAGAAGGCUAUCAGAUCAUCACCCACUCCUCAUCAAUGCCGCUAACGUAGAGGACAAAAAACCUUCUUCAUUCAGAUUUCAAAAUAUGUGGUUGAAACACCAUACCUUCUUAGACACAAUCAAGCAAUCAUGGUGCCUACCAACAGAAGGAUACGGGAUGUACAAGCUACAACAGAAAAUCUACAGAAUUAAGGUGCUACUCAAACUAUGGAACAAGGAUACUUUUGGAAACGUCUUCACAACAGUCGAACAGGCAAAGCAAAAUGCCACUGAAGCAGAAAAAAGAUUCGAUAUGGACCCCUCCGAGGCCAACCUCAUCGACCUCAAGAGAAGUAAUGCUGCUCUUGUUCAUGCACUCAUAUUAGAAUCUGAAUAUUGGAAGCAAAAGAGUAACUGCAAGUGGCUCGAGGCAGGAGAAAGGAACACAAAAUACUUCCAUUCAUUAGUGAAGAAAAAAAGGGUAAAGUCCACAAUCCACAGAAUCAUGGAAGAGAACCAAGAAGUUACUAUUCCGGACCGAAUCAGAGAAUCUGCCACUGCAUAUUUUAAAAACCUACUCUCUUGUAAUCCGGCCAGAAACAAUGCCCCAGAAUUCCCAUUUCAAUUUCCCCAAGUAUCAGAAGAAUGCACUCGCAUUAUCGGUAGGCUACCAACAGACGAAGAGAUUAGAGAUAUUGUAUUCAGCAUAGAUAAGGACAGCAUAGAAGGCCCAGACGGCUUUUCAUCGGCUUCUAUCAAGCCUGCUGGGAUUUCAUUGCUAUAG
This is a messenger RNA of Sesamum indicum (sesame), 1296 nucleotides long. Lineage: Eukaryota; Viridiplantae; Streptophyta; Magnoliopsida; Lamiales; Pedaliaceae. The record is from RefSeq and is a predicted model, not a curated record.